GCAGGUUUUUCUGUGUAGAAGAAGAGAAACUGCCACAACAUGCGAGAACAUGAGAGAAACCUCUUCUAUAGGUGUGUUUCUAAAGAGCACCAAUGAGACUUAUUUUCCUCUGGGAUCGCAUGUUUCUGUAAACAUUGCCGGGAGAACAGGACACUGACUGGGUCAGUCUUUCAUUGUGCUGUCAGCUAAUGAGGUCAAACAGAAACUAGCAGCAGUAAGAGUUGAUAUUGAUAUAUAUAUAUACUGAGUGGUAGAAAAUGUCGGUGCACUUUGAGGAGAGGAGCGGGGUGGUUCCGUGUAAAACUCCCUGGGGUUCGUGGUACCAGACCAUGGAGGAGGUGUUUAUAGAGGUCAAUGUUCCUCCUGGAACAUCCAGUAAAGAGAUCAAGUGCAGCCUGGGCAGCAAACACGUAGAGCUCACAGUGAAAGGAAAGGAGAUCUUCAAGGGGAAGUUGUUCGGCUCGACGGUGGGCGAUGAAGCAACAUGGACACUAGAGGACAAAAAGCUGAUCAGGAUCAUUCUGAUGAAGACAAACCGAGAGGCAGGAAACUGCUGGACGUCGCUGUUAGAGGAGCAGUACGCCGCUGACCCAUGGGUACAGGACCAGAUGCAGAGGAAACUCACCCUGGAGAGGUUUCAGAGAGAGAAUCCAGGGUUUGACUUCAGUGGAGCAGAAAUCUCUGGAAACUUUCAUGGAGGUGGACCGGAUUUCAGCGGUUUACUGAAGUAACUCAUUCAGGAAAGAAUAAGGACUUUCUAGAGACUGCAGGAGGAUUUUUUUUUUUUUGGGCUCAAUGGGAUAUUAACAGAGAUGGGUACGGAGUUGCAUAUCUACAAGUUUAUAGUAAAUGAAUAAAGGCCAUAAAGUCUCAACACCUUUGUGCCUGAUUUACAGAUGUGAGUACAACAAGUUGCCAGUCCCCCCCUUCUCAAUCCUUUCAGGAACUUGUGUUAUAGUGAAGAAUCUGGCAACAUGGUGUAUUUAUCAUCUCUGUACACUGGUUAUAAUAAAAUGAUCCAAUCAGAAGCAAAAACCUUGUGAUAAAAAUAAAUGGAGACAUGAACAAGA
This is a messenger RNA of Hemibagrus wyckioides, 1070 nucleotides long. RefSeq names its product NudC domain containing 2 (gene nudcd2). The record is from RefSeq and is a predicted model, not a curated record. Gene Ontology annotation, cellular component: cytoplasm. Gene Ontology annotation, biological process: protein folding. Bases 258 to 731 code for a protein of 157 amino acids. The transcript has 4 exons. NCBI's taxonomy places the organism in Eukaryota, Metazoa, Chordata, Actinopteri, Siluriformes, Bagridae.